Molecule: messenger RNA, 276 nt
Organism: Knipowitschia caucasica
Lineage: Eukaryota; Metazoa; Chordata; Actinopteri; Gobiiformes; Gobiidae
Source: the annotation of a GenBank genome assembly
AUGAUGAGAAACACCUUUGCACCAGAGAAGAGGGAGGAGGAGAGCGCUGAGCCGAGCCCGCAUCCAGCCUCCAUGCUCCGGCCACACCAUGCCACACUCACCUCGCUGCUCCCCGGGUCUUCUGCAGCCAGCCUCGCCUUGAAUAAUCGCCUUCCCUCGGUCACGACGCUGGGGACGGGGUGUGGGGGGGUGGACGCGGAGAGGAGGGACCCGGCCACGGAGGGAGGCUCGGGACUGGGUUUAAUCCUGGGUUCGGUGGCGGUGGUUUGGUUGUGA